Molecule: messenger RNA, 17253 nt
Organism: Porites lobata
Lineage: Eukaryota; Metazoa; Cnidaria; Anthozoa; Scleractinia; Poritidae
Source: the annotation of a GenBank genome assembly
AAACAUACAAGAGACGUUAUAGAAGGUAACACAUAAGGCCUUGUACAUGGUGGACACUACAAUUUUUAUGGCAGCGGAGAGAAACGGCCACAGCGGGCAGAUAUUUGAGGCCCUCAGAAAUCGAUUUCCCGAGAUUCCGGAACAAGUCAUCUCUCGAACGCUACAAACCGAGGUACUGUUGUCUUUUGUUAUUUCAGUUUCGUCAUUUCUCUGGAGAAUUUGUCGGUACAGUCAGCUGUUGUUUGUUUCUGGUUCAAGGUGAUCUAAUUCAGCUUAUUUUGUUGUGUUCAAACGCCUCGUUGUUAUAUUCUUUCGGAUUUUUUGAACGUGGGUUGUAUUGCUGUGGAGGUGUUGUCUAGAAAAAUAGCGUGUAAACCAAGUAAGUACAUACGAACCGGGUAGUCAGUUGUGUUGGAAACAGUGCUUUUCCUCGUUUUGCAGUAAUAAAGUAUGCUCAUCGACAAAUUGAUUCAAUUGCAAAAUAUCCUUGGGGACGAUACCAGCCAUUUUUCACACUCAUUUGUAAACAAAUUUGAAACCUUGAACGUUGUUUGCAUCAUACAGUUGCAAGGUGAAAUAUUGCAGGAAGAGAUCACGAAAAUCUCUCCCAAAAGACGGCGUCGAGACUUAAUGGGUAUUUCUUUUUUAACAUUUGGCGGCUGUAAGCUGUGUACAAGAGGAAAAGAUGCAACUAGAAAUCAUUAUCAAUAUACUGCACUAGAAUGUUAAAUACUGCCCGUCGCUCUAGUCAAGAUCGAAAGUGAGCGUACAUUUCUCGUACACGCUGGUUGUGUGUUACCUAAUCAUGUGUUAUCUGCUGGUAGGUAAGUUAACUUAGCAGGUAAAUAAAGUAAUCACGACAUUGGAGAAUCGUUGACUUUGAACGCAGACCGUCAUAACUAUAAAUUUGUCUAUGAAUCAUUGCCUAUCUACGUUCAUGUAAAACAGGAAGAGGGCUGUUAAAUCACAUGUUCUUUGAUAGGUAAACUUAUUAUCGCCUAUGUGGUCUUAUAAGGUGAUAACAAGUUGUUGGGGUACGUUCAACAAGUUUUCUACUGGGGAUAAAGUGACAAACUGCAGAAUAGCAAGAAAGCUUAGUUGAUAGAGAGUUUAAUUUCAUUUUGAUCUCUAUUUUAAUGUCAAAUCUAAUUAAAUCAGUAACAUAAAUGUGAUGAAGUAUAAGUUUAAAGUACAAUCAGAAAAUCCCUAUUCAUUCUACUUUAAAUGAAUAGUGAGCUACAAGAUUAACUUGUUUUCACAGCUUAUAAGUCAAUUAUAUAUGAGUAAUUUGUGCUUAUCUUUUAAUUCACUAAGCUUUUUUGCCUAGAAUUAAAGGUUGAAAACACAGAAGUGUUAUUUACUAUUAACUUUUAUAAUUAUCAUUUUAAAUACCAUUCUCUGAUAGAGACAAGGGUUUGAAGGCAUUGUGACAAAAAAGAAAUACAUACCAGCUUCUUUUGUCCACUGCAAAGUUUGACAGUACAUGUAAUUUAUGCUAGCUACAGUCAUAUAAGGUCAAUACAAGUCAAGUCUGACUAUUAUAUAAAGUAAAGGGCUUCAUCAACAUGUACUUUUGUUGAAAAGUCAAAACCCAGUGGUGGCUUUCUGAAUAAUAGUGAAUGUCCAUUUUCAAUCAUCUUGACUUCUUCUGAAGUCUUCUUUUACAGAUAUUUUAAUAAACCUUUUUUCGUGGCUUUUACAUGUAAGUGUAAAUUCAAAGGUUAGUGUUAUAAGCCAUUUUAGCCAAUGGAAUUUUAAAAAAAAUUACUUCUUUUUCAGCAUGGGAAUCCGGAAAGGUGUCUGGCCGUUCUCGCAGUGGAGAGUGACAAAAUCCUCUAUGGUGGAAUUGAUGUGUUAGACAGUCCAAUGCCUGUUCAGCCAACAUCACAAAACACACCGAUAGAUGAACCAAUAUCUAUCACAAUCCCCUCUUCAACUACGUCCCCAUAUGUUCUGAAUAGAAUAACACCACCUCUUCAUCCAGCAAUAAGGCCGAUGACAGUCGCACAACCUAGUCCUAGUGCAGGAUUUGUGUCACCUGUCUCAGCUGACAGACCACCACCCUCUGCAGUUGCAUCAUAUGAUCAAAGUAUGUGUUUUGUUUAUGGUUAUGAAUAAGGGCUAGGGCCACUACUACCUACUUAGGUGAUCUCGUGAUCUAGCCUAUGUUACCUAUCCAGCCUAUUUAUGUUUUUCAUUGUCGAUUAUGUUAAAGUUUUGUGUUCUUAGGCGAACAAGCUCCAGCAAAACUCAAGUGCUUCUGUUAAAGAGAAUAAUUUAUAUUCCACGAAAAUUGACUGUUUUGUAGUAGAUUCGUUGCAUUUACAUUUGACCUUUGUGACCAUUCGUCUUUUGUCUAUCAUUCGAAAACAAUAACUAAAAUAACUUAACCACUACAUCAACAAAUCAGAGCUACUGACCAGAUUGAGGACAGAUUUGUCAUUGUCAGUAUGGAAUUUCUGUUGCUGAGGCGCAGGCGUACCUGCUGGGAAAAUACCUCUAGUGGAGGAGCAAGGAGAGAUGGCUGUUUUCGCAGGCCACUCCGGAUCAAGCCAAAUGAAUGAAUGAAGGCUAUAUGGGGAAGGGGAUUUUUCCCACUUAUGGUGCAUUUAAAUUGAGCUCACUUUGCUAGCACAAAAAAAGAGCUUUGAAAAAAUCGGAAACAGCAUCUCUGUGGUAUGCCUUAAAUCAAAAUCAAUAAAAUCACCAUGUCACUGUUGAGUGAAGUUUAAUCAAUUACUCAAGAAUACUUUUGUUUUUAACACUCCCAUGUUUUCUCCUGGUGCAAUGAGACGUCUGUGUACAUGAUGCAGUUUCAGACAUGCUACAUUUUGGUAGGAAUUAGGCCAUGAAAUCGCAGUAAUGUUAUCUGUACCUGUAUGGUACAGAUGUCAGUGCAUCUAAAGUACAUGAAUUGGCCAUCAAAUCCCAGAAAUUUGUAGCCAAAUACUACAAGUGACUAGAAUUCAUUAUCUCGUGUACCAUGAUAUUCUUAAAUAGACCCAAACUGCAGUAUGCACAUGCAUAAAAUGUCAAUCUGUGCAAAGAAAAAGUAAUUUUACUCUUUUGCAUUUUGCAUAAAUGUACAGUUCAACACUGUGAACAAAUGUUGCUUUUAACUUGCAGCUUUACUUUGUCAUCAGCGGCAGAGAUUGGAGACCCUUAAAAAGGUUUGACUUUGUGAUUUUAUCCACCUACAGUAAAGAUGAGGGCUGUAACCUAAUCACACUUGGCACUUCUUGUGACUUACUCCUGCCUUGAUGCGACAAGGAAAUAAAGACUAUAAGUAUUCCCCCACUAUUUUCAUGUAAAUAUCCGGUACAUCUACCACAGAUCUCAAAACUUGUGGUUGUCACACAUAAACAACAACAACAGCAACAAAAAAGCCUUGAAGGUGUCAACUUUCUGAUUUGCGUGGCUCCCUCAAAGUAAUUCCAUAGUGCUGUAACUGUAACUUUUUAAUUAAAAAUACACUAUGGAUACUCCAAAGGUCAGCCCUUUGUUCAAGCCCAAGCCAUACACUAGUGUCAUAUUCUUUUUAGUAAUAAUUUUGUGUACUAGCAUUACUGCUGAAGUUAGAAGUGGAGUUGUUCAGAAUCCUUGAAAUGAAUACAAUAUGGUAACAUUGAUAUUUUGUUGAGAAGUCAUACCUGAUACAACUCUUUUUAAUUUGACAGGAAAUAUACAAUGAACAUCAUAAAUUAAUCAGAUUAAGAAGUGAAUGCCAAGAAAAAGAAACAGACAGAAUCAACAAAAAGUUCCGGGUUGCUCCUUAUCCCACUGUAAGUUUACUGGUAUUAACAGUUAGACCUUUAUGGUGUAGGGCAGGUGCAAUGGGUUAUUCCAGAAAAAAUCCACACCCCCACGACGGAAGGCAUGCUGGAAAAUCUCACUGUAGGCGGGGUUAACGGCUCUGGAAAUUCAGACGUGAGGGGGCCUCUGAAACUAAAAAUACAUCCUCGGGGGUAACUUUCGAUUUCAUCGAUGUUUCAAUCGCUUCAAUCAAUAAGUUUUCAAAAAAUUGCUUUGCUUUUUCAAAAUUUAUUAUUCUUUCAAACUACAGACCUCUUACCACAUUUAUUUUAAGUUUCCAUCCAUAGGCUCGCCCUCGUUACUUUCGUAGAGGUGACGUGCGAUAACUUGAAGAUAUCAAGAAAAAUCUCAUAAUUCAUAAAAAAAGUACUCAGUUCAAGGAAGGCAAACAAUUAUUUUACCUUGAAUUAUACAUUUUUCCAAGGUUAAUUCUAUUUCAGGGUUAUCUACCACUAAACAGGCCUUACAAGUACAUUUUGUAAGCGUGGUUGUUCGUGAUUGUUAGGCGGCCAUUUUGAAAGGCAAGUGUUGUGGCGAGUGGUACAGCGUGUCAUGUAAUAUCACGCAAAGUGUCCUUUUUCUUUCUUUCUUGGUCAGUUUUUAUCCACAAAGAAGAGAACCAUUUAUUCGAGAACAUAGUUGGUUUUGAGCUUUAUUGUAGUACAUAUUACUGUGUAUUUUGCCUGUUCUAGAAAAAAGAGAAGUUCACUCAAAUAUGAGCUUAUAUGCAAAAAGUGUAAGCCUGUUUAAGAAGAUGUGAAAAUGGAAUCUUAACGUUCACAACAAACACAGAAUUCACGGAAAAUUGAGACUUAUUUAAUAAAAAGAUCAUCUAAGUGCCUAAAAGGAUUCUUCCACAUUGAGUGUAAAGUAAAAUCAUGGUGCCUAACAAUUUUAUGGAAAUCCAGGUGGGUGGGGGGUCUUUGAACCUUGGAAAUCCUAAGUGGAGGGGGGCUCAAGCAGUUUUGGAAAUCCAGGUGGAUGUGGGGGUCAAAAAAUCGUGCCUUCCGUCGUGGGGGUGUGAAUUUUUCUGGAAUAACCAAUGUACAUGGCACAAUGUACAUGUAUGAUUGAUUGCGGCACUAAUAAAUUAACUUUGGUGACAAAUGUGCCCCACUUGGCAUAUUUUACGCCCAUGAAAAAGUAGGGUUCAUACAGGUCAUGGAAAACCUGGAAAGUCAUGAAAUUUAGGAAUUUCAUUAUUUUUCCAGGCCUGGAAAGUCAUAGGAUAAUUGUCGGUCCUUGAAAGUCAUGGAAAAUUAGCAGUUUGGUAGAUUAGUCACUAUAGAUGUCAUUAUCAGAGUUAGGUCAAAAAUACCCUAAAACAAGGAAAAUGUUUAGAACUUUGUAACAUCACAGCAAAACCUAUGGUCAUGGAAAACUUGGAAAGGUCAUGAUAAAAGUCAUGGAAAGUCAUGUAAUUUGGAGAGCUCAAAAGAGUACAAACCUUGAAAAGGCUUUUUUAUCCAUGGUGUUAAAAGAUCUCUGGAAGGUAUAGUCCUUUUGACUUCAGCUUAGAGCCUUGACAUUUUCAAGAGCUUCUAGUGAAGAACUCUUCAUUCUGACUAUGUACAGGUUGGGUACUCUUUUAUUCUUGGAUUAUUUUUUUUCCUUUGUUCCAAACUCAUUAUCAUUUAUGUGCAUUGCCUUACUCAAAAAAAAAGGAAAAAAAUUCAACCAUAACAUACAUACCGGUAUGUACAUUUCGAAGGUUUUGUAAUAUUAGCAGAGAGUUAUAGUCUUGUCACCAUCCUUGUUCUGUUUUAACUGAGUAUUUAAAUGUACAAUUCAGUCUGCAGAUGUAAGGCAUCUUAGAGGUGAAAAUCAGGUGUUAACAGAAGAAAUUGAACAGAUGACACGGGAAAUCGAUGAGCUGAGUAAUGGACGAGAAGGUGGGUGUCUGUUUGUAUUUUAAUGUUUGGAAUUCGCUGAGAUUUCAUAAUUAAAUGUCAGAAUACAUGUAACCAAAUUAACCCAAAUGAUUUUAUUUUAUUGAUUCUAAUUAUAAAAAAAAUCUUUUCAUAAGAUUUUCGUUUAGUUUGCACCUGUUUGCAAAUCAAAUAAAUAAAAGCUUACACAUUUGUACUUCCUGUUAAGGUUUUUAAAUGCCCUAGUGGCUGUUGCUAAGAGCCAGAGACCAGAGAUUUUCCCUGACUUCUUAGAACAUGACCCCCUGGCUACUUUCAUAGAAAAAGAAUGCAAACAUCUAGGCACCUCAAUCCCCCACCUACUAAUUGUAUUCAUUUAUACCUGACAACAGUCCUGUAUCAUAAUAAUUUUCAUUUGUACAUUUACUGAAUAGAAAGUUUAUUUCUUGUAGUGCAUUUUACAUGUAAUUAACAAUUAUUCGCCGAAGGUGAAGUUAAGAUUGUUGAAUAAUCCCGAGAUGAAGUCGAGGGGAUUAUUCAACAAUAUUAACUGAGCCUGAGGUGAAUAAUUGUCUUAGUAUAAUUAUUCACACGAAGUGAUCUCAACAGAAUCAGAAAGGAAACUAUUAAAAAGCGAUUAGUUUGAUUGGCGGGUGAAUUCGUGUGUGAACACGAAGUUGUAAACAGUGGAUGCGCAAAAGUUAGAUCUUUACAGUAUCUUCAAACAUGGCAAAUGAUAGUUUUAAUCUUUUUUGUAUCGAGUUUUGUAAGCUUGAGCAUCAACGGUUUAAAAGAAAACACCGAAACAUUAAAUUACUACCCAAUUCUGAGAAGAAAAGUAGAGCUUUAUUUGUUUCUGUUAACUCACCGUGAAUGAGAAAGUUUUCUUUGUCGCUUCUUGCAAAUGCUGUCAACAGCGGCUAUGAUCAAGGUGAGGGUUGUUUAUCUCCAAUGUCCUUUGGCUUGUUAACUUGCUGGCACAUACAACUUUCGAAAAUGUUUGCCUUCCUCUUUUCUCCAUAAAUUAACUUAUAUUUAUAGGCGAAAUUGAUCUUGUGAGAAAAUCCCGAAAUCACAAAACAGUGACAAAGCGACCUCGUUUUCCUCUGUAGUGGUAAACAUAGCUUCGAGCGUACAAAAAGUGAGCUACAGUAAACCACUUCACAAUAAAUCACGCUGUUUGUUUCUUGCCUUCAAAGUCAUCAGCACUAGGAUAUUCGAGUAUUUUCAAAAAGGCUUUACCUUGAAACUUUGGCAAAACACCCAGUUCAUGCAGGACAGCGAUUUUGUUCUGCUUUAUACUGUUUAUAGUCACUGCCUAGCGUGGUGAAUAUAAUGCACCUAUCAAUGUAAAUUCCGUGGGGGGGGAGUGCGGGCAAGGGGAGGGGAUUUGAUGCCUGAGACUAUCCCCAUGUCGGCCUUUUGAUCGUGAAGCGACCCCGGGGUUGGGACAUUUGACUUUGACCGAUAGAAGCCCGGUAUCAAUUCAGAAGCGGUUACCAAGUCUGUCCCUCGAGGCUUUCUGAAAAUCACGCUGUUGGAGAAAGGUAUGAAGUUUUCAUUUGUUUUGAUCACUAUAAUCCGAUACUUUACACUGUCAUCUAAACAGAUAAUGUCUAUUUUGAGAAAGUUUUUGUCUUCUAGUUCCUAUCUGAUUGUAAACCUCGAUUUGAAAUCGAAUUUUACCGUGAAAGUCAGAGGAUUUUUUACGGGUCACUGAUUCGACCUGUUCCCACAUGUUGAGCAGAUGUUAUAAAGCAUUUUACGUUUCAUAAUAUAAUAGCACGGUCAAUCUUCCUGGAGCGAUUAUGUUGUUCAGAAUAAGAGAUGCAAGUGGAGAGAGAAAAUACUUAAUUACAGCAAGUAAUUUGUUUAUUUUGGAGGAUGCUUCAAAAUUAUUAAUUCCCCACAUCGUAGAUCAGUUCGUGUGUUUUGUCAUUUAUCACUCAUCAGCAUUGCGUAAUAGCUUUAUUGAUCUCACUGCAUGUUCAGCACGUGAUUUAUUGUUACAUGUAGUUUAACCUGCGCUGCAGGCGUAUUGUACACUUAUCUCGAAUUAUCACCUUGCAAGUUUUUGCUGGAACGUGUUCUUUAUCCGUUUGUACAUUUCCUUUACCCAUCCCUCCCACCCAGAUGGUGGGCAGAGAGCUUUAUUUCUUCGGGUGUUUUAUCGGUUUUUCGCUUUACUUGAAAUAAAUCUCUCUUUAUGCCAAACAAAUGGUGUGUCCUAUUUUAUUGGUUGUUAGUUUGCUUAGAUAUCCCCGGGGAAUUUAACGGAACUUACGUUAACCUUAAAUAAAAAGUAGUAAGAACGUACUUUUGAAAUGUUCUUUUAUUCGUUUUAAAUAGUAUUAUAGUAUUGUUUGUUUAGAUUUUUCCCCCAGGGUGGGGACUUUUUUGACACUUUUGAUUGACCUUUUGUUUCCCACCCUGGGGAAUUUGAUCAAAAAAUUUUAAAAUUUGUCAAAUCCCCACCCCUUGCCCCCCCCCCCACGGGGUUUACUCUGAUAGGUGCAUAACGUCAUAGUCCGAGAUAGCUAACCAAUCAGACUGCUUGAAUUACCAAGAUCACGGAGUGUGUAUAUACUAAUACCAUAUAUAAGGUGCCAACACUUUUGCCUCAUUUUAUUGUUCGAAAUCUAUUUCUGAGGUGACUUGGUGUGAAAGUUGCAUACGUAUUGCAGUGAAAAUCUUCUGAUAGUUCUUACAGUGAUGACUGUGUUGUUAAUUAUCUAGUUGUGAUAGGACACCACCCUAACAGUAAUCCAGCACUUAAUCAGCUGCCAACCUACCCACCCCCAGGUAUGUAUUGUAUUAUUAUUACACAUACAAUACUAAUCAAAAGUAAGUUGAUAGACUGGUGGGAGUCUCAAUGCUGAACUCAAGUCUCAAUACUUCAUCCUGUGAGCGUUGAAAAUUGAGGAUCAGUUACUGAGAACUUAGAUAGUGGAAACUUGGGAGAUGGCAAACAUUAGACAUACAGUGGAACAAUAAUGAUUUCUCAAUAAUUUUAUACCCUGGUUCAUGCAUGUACAUUGUAAAUGUGACUCUGAUGGCUCUAUGGAUGGGCUUCCCAGGAUUUCAAACAACAAGAUUGCAAAUUUCAUUCAUCAAAUAACACAUUUAGACACGAAAAGCUUAAGGAGAUGUAAGUUUAUUUCACCUGUAAAAUACUGGCAUUAUUUUUUAAGAGAGUAAAGUUAGAGUAAUCCAUUUUGGCCAUUCAUCAAGCGUUAAAACCAAUGCCUUUUUAGCAGACUUUUAACAGACUUCAGUCAAGUGCUUAGUAACCUGGGUCAAGUUUCCCCUCUGUUUUUUCUUUUCCAAAAGCAUUUUUAUGGCAUGAUUUCAGACAUAAAGAUUGUCAAACUUUUUACUAUACUGUAUAAUACAAUGGUGGAUGCUAAAAAAGCUGUUUUAUUUUUGCAGUGUAGGGAGGUAGAUAAACAAGUUGCUGUUUUCUGACCAUUAAUUUUCUUCUUGUAAAAUUUGUUUACAAGAGCUUUAUGAAAUAAAAAAGAAAACUACAAUCCUGGACAAAACUACUUGAGAAAGUUUUCCCCAUCAUGUCCACUCUCCCACGCAACAAAACUAUUUCCAAAACGACGCCUUUGCGGAAAGAAAACCCCUUCCCCCAAUUCAAUGUUGCUUCCCACAAACACCCAGGGAUCAGGCUUUCUUUUGAAUACACAACAACAUUGCUUUCAGGGGAAGGGGGAGAGGGAAGAACCGGUAGAGCUAUGAUGUUUAGGAAAAUGCUGUCCAAGUAUACAAUUUUCUCAACAGUUUUGUUCAAGAUUGUAGUCCUCUAAGAGGACAUGCGCUUACUGGCAAUGAAUAGUCUGUACAAAAACCAUGUGCUUGCAAAACAAAAUCGUUCUUCAAGGCAGUCACGUUGUGUACAAGUGACUUCUAAUCGGCGCAUGCACUUUUUGUCACUGUUUGUUAUGUGCUAUCAGGGGCGUAGCCAGCCCAUAGACCUGUGGACCCCGGGCGUACAAACUUUUGGUUUCGUAACACUACUGCUUGUAAUAACUUAUGGGUAGUUGGGGUGUGCUAAAAAGCUUAAAGGGUCAAAGUGUUGUUGAGGUCAGUGCAUACUUGUCAUGCGUCCAAUUUUCAGGAAAUGUGGAAAGGACAAUCAACCAGGCCUAUAAAUAGUCAAAAGUCUGGCUACGCCCCUGGCUACAAGCGCUAGAUAGCAUGUAACGGUGGUUCAGCGGCCACAGACAAAGUUAAAAGGUUUCUAGGAAACUGCCCACCUACCCCUCCCCUAAGCUAACAUUAGCACGUAGUUCUCACUUUGGGCAAAAUGAUGGCUUAUGGAAGGGGUAGGUGAGCGGUUUCCCAGAAACCAAAAUUGAUCUGUUAAAACUUAUACAGAAUGGUUCUGGGACCAUUGUGAUUUCUUGUUAAGAUUUAGCACACAAAUCGUCGUAAUGAAAUUACCAUAAAAUGAAAUUUUAAAAAUGCCUGUUGUUUUGAAAACAUGCGAAAUUGUGACCGUUAAAUUGAAUGUCUACAUAGUAAAAGUGAAGGAUUCAAGUUUGCUUUUUCCACAUUGCGAUUUUCAUUUUUUUAUACUACCAAUGAUUAAAAAAUAUUCAUUACUAGUAACACUCUAUCAAUACGUAAAGCAAUUACAAAUAGAUAGAAAUAGGAAAGAAAUUAAUUUGGCAAAACAGAUAAUAAUUUGAGAAUUAUCAUAAGUCAAAAUGGAGCACAGUUCCUGUAAUCUGAUAUUUGAAAGACCAUUUCUCAUGAAUGCAAACACCUUUUGUUUUUAAAAUGUCAGAGCAUAAAUAUCGUAUUUAGCCUUUUCAAAAAGCUCUAAGAACAAUCAGUAUCAAGUUCCUCAAGAUAAGGCAAGUAAAUUUUUAAUUCUUCAAGUAAAAGGAAGCUUCACACACAACCUAUCUUUUUUACUUCAGGCUAACUUAAGGCUAUUUUCCCGUGCAACAUAAUUAAGAUUGAUUGACAUGCUUCGCCUUUCUCAAAGCUCAAGAAACUGCAAGUUCGCAAAGUUGGUUUUAAGGAUGGUUUUCAAGUCACUUGAAACUUUACUUUCCGACUUUAAUGAGAUGCAACAUAAAUUAAAACUUAGCGACUCUUAAGUCUUACUUAACAGCCCAGUGUAAAGGCUACCAUUCAUUCAUUCAUUCUUACACAGACUACAUACAUGCCAACUCUCCCGGAUUAUGCGGGAGUCUCAUACAGUAUACAGUACUGAUCUCCCGCUCUCCCAUAUGGGUCACCAUAUCUCCUGGAUAAAAUCAUCCUUUGAGCUUUUCUGUGCUUUAGUUUGAGAUUUAGCCCAUUUUUAGCUCAAAACUUGAAUUUUUCUUAUUCGCAGUAGGGUUUCUGGGGCAUUUUCGCACAUGUUUUAAUAGUCACUGACGAAGAUAAAUUUCUGGCAUCAAAAUGAUGAUUGCGGAUUUUGAUAGCAUGUACUUCAUGGAAGACUUCAUACAAUGCCCUAAGUCAUUCCCAUUGAGGGCUGGGUCAAUUUGUUGGGGGCGGGGAGGCAGGGGUGAGUGAAAAAAAGAGAGUCUCCAGAUUUUAGAUCUCCAGAGGUUGGCAUCUCUGAGACUACACCAUGGAGUGUUACUGGCUAUGAGCCAUUAAGCCCAAGAUUACCAUGCUCAUGUACAAGUUAUAAAUUCCAUGAUGAGUUCUUGAACACAGUUGAUUAUUUUUUUCUUCUUGAGUAUUCUCAUUUGACCACUUCCCUUUCUUUAUCGUGUUUGUGUUUAUAUAGUUAGAAGAGUUGAAAGUUUCCCUUCCUGUAGAGCCAAUACUGGUGCAAAUGGUGAGUCCUCAAUCUAAACAAAAACUUUUUUUGUUAAACGAAAACUUACUUCACAGUUUACUACCUGAAAAACAGAGUUCUGCAUUCAUUCAACUGUAUUCUAUCAAUUUGGCCAACCUAAAUAUCUAAACAUGUUGGUUGCUGCAGAUAGGCUUAAAGUGCAGAAAAGACAUUUUUUAUCCUCUUCUAGUAACCUGCUGACAAAUAGAUCUACAUUUAGGGGUUCAUUGAUUGUUUAAGCCAUGAUAAAUUAUGUGAAACUUUGUUGAAGAAACCGGCCAAAAAUGUUUUUAGGAAUUUUUCACAUCUAUGGGCCUGUUUCUUGCUUUAAAAUGGAGCUGGAUGUGAGCUGAUCUUUGUCAUUAGAUCCUUUGCUAUAUAAUUCAUACUAUACAACACAACUCUCUCAUUGUUUCCUUAAUAGACAAGAAACUUUACUAAAAUACUCUCUGUCUCCUCACCCAAGUGUAAUAUACUGUAAGUAGGUGCUUGUAGCAACCUACUGCUGGGGAGACACUAUGAUAGACAGCCAUGAUCAUCCAAUCCAGUGGACAAGGGGGUGGGGGGAGGGAGGGGAGAAUAGCAUUACUUGUGGGUCCUUCAUGCUACAUUGCUACAGGAAGCAGGUUAAGCUGUUGUGGUAACACAAGGUUUCAUCUUGCAUCAUCAUGCCUUUACAUUUACCUUGCCACCAUAGUCAACUUCUUGCUAAGCUAACACAAAUGUAAUGCAGGCCAUGAUACAGGCCACGAUGGCUCAGCACAAGCAAAAUAAUAUCCAUUUUUUUUCAUGUAACUAUACUCACUAUAAGGCAGACAAGUGUAAUUCUGCCAAGGGGACACAGCACACAUUUCUCAGCAAACUUCUCAUAUAUAUAAAAAAAAGAGAACUUAAGGCUGCACGUUCUUGCACAAUCAAUGGAUUAUUAACGUGGUUAUUAUUUCUGAGAAUAAAAAAAAUAUUAUUGAGCUUUUCUCCCAACCUGAGAUUACCAUGAUAGUAACUUGGAAAUUGGAAAAGUAGGUUGUGCAGUUCAGGUAGAAUAAUAUAGCAGCUAUUAUCUUGUACAAUUUUUACUUAAAGCUGGGUAGCCUGAAAGUAAAGCACUGAACUUCUUUUUUUCUUUGCCAUGAUGUAGGCUGCUGUAAUGAGUUCCUUUGAUGAGGUCUUUAAUGAUUAUAAUCCUGCUUUUUUAUUGGCACUCUGUGAUGUGAAGCGGUUUCCACUAAUUUUUUAAACCUUUGCCUAAAUGUUUUACCUCUGCAAGAGACAGUUUACAUCUUACAUGUUUCACUGGCCACUGGUAAUCCUAACAGACAAAGAACACUUGAGUGCAUAACACAGCCCUUCUAGACAGUGAUGGUGGGACUUUUUUCUUCUUAAUAGGUCGUGCUUCUUCACUUCAUCGAUUCUGCUCAAUGAUUGGAAGCUUAACUACACAUUCUUCUCAUGGUAAAAAAUUAAUAAGAAUUAACAGGUUGCAUUAACUGUGGGUGUCAUUAACCUUAUUACCACUACUCAUAAUGAUAUGGAUACAAAAACAUUUUGUAACACUGAGGAGGAAAUAGUAGCUGAAUUAUAACAAUACAAUUUGAUGUAGCGAAAUCAUUUAGGUGGCCAGGAAAUUUUUAAUUUCCACCAAGACACUCAAAAAGUGUGGUCAUGACGAUUCUGUUUGGUGAGAUCUUUAAGUCCUCUAAUGCACUGUAGAUCUUUUGACAAACAAUGUUGAUCUUUUUGACACAAAAAGUUUUCAAAGCCUACAUGCAUAUGAUCGUAGAAAUAGAGUUAACACAUUAAACCAACUGAUUGCUCCAGUAUAAUUCUGUUUAAUAUCUAGAUUCUGGUUUAAUCCUUCUUAUUAGUAAAUUUCCCUCUUUUAAACCUCAACUUUUCCUGCUCUACCUUAACAUUCCCCCUUUUCAGCUAACCCUUCAUGCGUCUUUGACCUUAAAAUGUACCAUAGAGCUGAUUUGGUUUUUGCUAGUAAUAGCAUACACGUACAAUGAUAUUAUUUCCUCUAUGGCCAGUGAUAAGCCCCCAGUCUGAGGCACCAAAAUUUACACCCCCAAACGCUGCCACCCUGAAAAGGAUAUUUUACUAAAAAUACUAAGCGAAUAGAAGAUGAUAUAAUAGUUGCUCAAUCCUUGUUGUCUGAGUCAUGCCAUGUCCGGGUAAUUUUGACUGAGUGUAUUAAUAAAAAAAAAAAAAGGUGAAUGAAAAGAUAUAGGACGACAACAAAAACAAAAUAGUAAAUUGACGGUCCUGGAGCAUUGGACAGUGUAAUAAUAGACCCCCCAUCACACCUCCUUAUGAAGGAGAAGGGGCUAUAGAGAGCGACUAUACACACCUACGACUUAAGUAUGAAAGCGAGGACUAAGUGUCACAUCGCAAUUAGAUUGUGUAAGAUUGCAGAAGUACACCUUACUACCACCACAAAAAAAUAUCUUUCACCAAUGCUGUUCUGCUGUCCUUUGUAAUAAUCGUUCCGAUAGUAUGAAAGACUUGAUGUGUCAUGAUGUGUCAAUCCUCUUGUCUACUUUCCUACGCACGUUCAUUUACUAUAACUUCUCCAGGAAUAUCUUUUGGAGUUAAUUUAUAUUCUUUAAAUGACUAAUCACUUUAGUUUACGGUUUUGGAAGUUUGCGGGAAAUCUGGUGGCGCUUAGGCCUCUGCUUCAUGCUUAAUUCUUAAGUGUGUAUGGGGUAGCACAAUAUGAAGGGCAUUAAUUGAGGGGCGUUAAUUUGCAUGUAAGGCAUGUCAGUUAGAAGAGUCCAACUUCAUUCCAAGAACCUAAUUUAACUAAUAGUUGCUUUUUCACAUUGAAAGUUUUCAUUGUCCCUGCUGAAUACAGACACUUAUAGCACAUUGUUAAGGGGUUAGUCUCAACCUAAAGUGAAACUUUUGUAUAAAUUGGCCAAUAAUUAGUGGUUGCGCUUGAGAUUGACUCAGUGUUGUGUGUCAAUUUUGCACUACUGGGCCCAGUUGUUUGAAGACCGAGUAACGCUAACCCGUGAUUAAAUUUAAAGUUUUGUUUUUCUUUUGUUCAAGAGAAUUUUCUUGGAUAAUUUUCUCUAUUCUUUUUAGGGCAUCUAGUAUCAAAGUUGGGUAAGCAUUUUGUUGGAUAAUUUCCUCUAUUCUUUUUAGAUUAUCCAUUCAAAUGUGGAAAUGGAUGCUCUGAAAAGAGUGUAGAAAAUUAUUCAAGAAAGAUGCUUAACUUUAAAUUACUGAAGAACAAGAAGAAUUAAACUUUUCUUUUUUUAAGCUUUCAAGUUUUGCACUUACCUCAGGUUAUCUAACUUAACCCAGCUUUUAACAACCUGGCCUUGGAGUGUCUUUGGCGAAGGACUUUGAGCCCAGUUCCCUACACAGCUGUGUAAUAGUCAAUGAGAGGAGUGCUAACAAAACACUCCCAUAAUGCAAUUCCCGACAACACUGACCAAGUAUCACCCUUAAACUAAAAAUAGCAAGCGCUGCCAGGAAGGUGGCUGGAAUAUAAAAAUAAACAAUAGACAGGGUUGCAAAUGGGUCUUCUCACUGGAAUUUUUGAAUACAUUCACUUCAGGUGAAGUCUAACCCUGUAUUGAAAAAAAAAAUAAUGCCUCUUCAGUGCUUUUAUUCAAAGGACAGAGAACUCAAAACUGUCAUAAGAAAAAUGUCGGUUUAUGACUUAGCAAAAAACAAAUGGCAACAUUCGAAAUUCCUGCUGAAGAGGUUUCAGGUCAGUGGUUAAACACGGUAGGGUCUCAGCAUCAAUACACCUUGUGUAGGACUAUUUGUUUCUCUCCUUUGCCCUUAGCCUGAGAAAACAGCCGACAAUUUGCGACGCUUCCACUGGUUCCCCUGUGAAAUGGCAUCUGACUAAGGAGCGCAGAAAUUCCAUACGAACGACGCAUCACUACCCAGAUCUGGGUGGUGUCGAGUCAUCAGGAUGGAAUUUCUGCACUCGUUCUUCGGACGCCAUUUCUUAGGCCACUUUUCUCUUUACCUUGUCUUAGUGGUCCAGGCAAGGUAAAAAGACAAACAUGAUCUACAGACAUGAAAAUAGUGUAACAGAAAAUACAACAGCGAAAUGAAACAUUUCAAAUUUAAAUUCUUUUUUUUUUUCAAUUUACAGAUGAAGAGAGUCCUUCAGGCAGUAUCAGUCCUCCUCCUGAUGGUGGAAGUGUGAACGAUUGGGUCUUUCUUCCUCCAAAUCUUCAAACCACAGUACACACUUCAGGUAUGAAUGUUUUGCUGUUGUUGUUGUUCAAAAAUGCACUUUAUUUAAGUGUCAAUAUAUUUAGCACGAAAGACCAAUUGGGGACACUAUUUUUUACGUCUCUUACUGAAGGAGGGUCGUUAUUUUACGUGGUCAUCCGAGCCACGCGAAGGUCUAGCCGUUUGCUGAGCAAAGGAAGUACAUUCAUUUCUCAGUUAUUUUAAGACUCUUGAGUAGUGGUCCGGUCCCGGGAAUCAAACCCGUGACCUCCCGCUCUGCAGUCAAGUGCUCUUUCGACUGAGUAAUAGAAAAAAGAUGAUGUGAAAUGUGGAAAUGCAUACGUAUUGUAAGAUAUCGUAUUUUUGAUUUGUAUUUCCGCAAUUCACAUGAUCUUCAUUCCAUGUUUCAUUUCUUUUUAUGGGGUAAGAUGAACUCAACAAAUCGGUCUGCUCCCAGUGUAUGGGUCUUCAUAGCUCAGUUGGUAGAGCACAGUAGUGCUAACGUAGAGGCCAUGGGUAAUGGGUUGAAAUCCUUGUGAAGCCAUGCAAAUUUUGUCGGGGUUAUUCACAUUGUUUAAAUUGCAAUCACCACUGUGAUGGUCAUAUCGUAAUUUAGAUUUUUUUUUUUCCAGUCUGUAAUACAGGCAAUUCAGAAAAAGUAAAUCCGAGCCGUCCCAACCGGAGUUGAAGUAGCCUGCGUGGCUGGUGGUUUUUUCGGUGUGUUUUUCGCUUUUGGUUCGUAUUUAUACGACGACGCUCAAGGUCAAAGUGCUUCUCCUUUUGCUCCCUUCCCUCAUUGUUUCGACCUCGGUUCAGCUCUCACGCGGCUGUAGGAACCAACAAAAGAAAAAACACACCAUAAAAAACCGCCAUCUACGCAGGCUAGAGUUGAACGUGUAAUGCCGUGGUUGUUAGUCCAGAUGUACUUAUACCUGUGGCCCUGACUAAAAAAGAACAAUAGCAACAACAGCAACACUCUCGUUGUAAACGAGAGUGAAAUAUUUGUGUGCAGUCCUUGUGGUGCGGCCUGUCUUCAUUGGCCAUAUUUAUUUAAUCCCAUUGUACAUAUUUUGUGUGAAGUUUAUAUUGACAGUGAUAUCUGCUUUGUUUGUCAUCAGAAAACACGACCUGGACUUGCACUGUCUGCACCUUUCUAAAUCACGAAGCACUGGAAGUCUGCGAGAUGUGCGAAAUGCCAAGGAACCGCGCCGUGGAGGCUAGAGCGUGAAUCGACUGGAAACGAACUAAUCACGGACUUGCGCACUUUGACAGGAUCAAAGUGUCAGCGAUCGAGCUUCAUCAUAAGUUAUGAACAAUACAGCGCAAGCGAAGACUCUUGAAAAAUUUUAAAAGGCGUCGGGACAGUGGUUAUUGUUGUAAACAAUAAUUUGCUUUAGUCUUAUUUCUUCGUUGUUUUUCUUUGAUGCCGUUAUGCGACGCCCAAAGUUAGAAUAUAUCUGAUUAUUUUUCUCCUUUGAAAGGGCUUGUAGCCAGGAGAGAAAAUAUGACUUUUUAGUCACUUUGAAGGAUGUCAAAGAAUUAAAGUAAAACUUGUAAACCUGG